Molecule: messenger RNA, 3304 nt
Organism: Pongo pygmaeus (Bornean orangutan)
Lineage: Eukaryota; Metazoa; Chordata; Mammalia; Primates; Hominidae
Gene: KCNE1
Product: potassium voltage-gated channel subfamily E regulatory subunit 1
Exons: 3
Coding region: 206-604 (132 amino acids)
Biological process (GO): ventricular cardiac muscle cell action potential; regulation of ventricular cardiac muscle cell membrane repolarization; membrane repolarization during action potential
Cellular component (GO): voltage-gated potassium channel complex; membrane
Molecular function (GO): voltage-gated potassium channel activity involved in ventricular cardiac muscle cell action potential repolarization; delayed rectifier potassium channel activity; transmembrane transporter binding
Source: RefSeq, a predicted model, not a curated record
GGGCUGGGCUGUCGGUGGCCUCAGCGCUCGGCAGGCGCGCACUCAGCUCCACACCCGGCUCUCUCGGCAUCUCAGACCCGGUAUCACACAAUCAUCAGGUGAGCCGAGGAUCCAUUGGAGGAAGGCAUCAUCUGUAUCCAGAGGAAAUAGCCAAGGAUAUUCAGAGGUGUGCCUGGGAAGUUCGAGCUGCAGCAGUGGAACCGUAAUGCCCAGGAUGAUCCUGUCUAACACCACAGCGGUGACGCCCUUUCUGACCAAGCUGUGGCAGGAGACAGUUCAGCAGGGUGGCAACGUGUCGGGCCUGGCCCGCAGGUCCCCCCGCAGCGAUGACGGCAAGCUGGAGGCCCUCUACGUCCUCAUGGUACUGGGAUUCUUUGGCUUCUUCACCCUGGGCAUCAUGCUGAGCUACAUCCGCUCCAAGAAGCUGGAGCACUCGAAUGACCCGUUCAAUGUCUACAUCGAGUCCGAUGCCUGGCAAGAGAAGGACAAGGCCUACGUCCAGGCCCGGGUCCUGGAGAGCUACAGGGCGUGCUAUGUUGUCGAAAACCAUCUGGCCGUAGAACAACCCAACACACACCUUCCCGAGACGAAGCCUUCCCCAUGAACCCCACCACUGGCUAAAACUGGACACAUCCUGCCUGGAAACCUGAUUUUCUAAUCACAUUCCUCUUGUACUCUUUAUUGUGAUGGAUACCACUGGAUUUCUUUUUGGCUGUUGUAAGGGGUGAGGGGUGGAUUAAUGACACUGUUUCACUGUUUCCCUAAAAUCAUUCUUUUGUGAUAGACUGUCAGUGGUUCCCCCAUAUCUGUCCCUGCCUUGCUAAAUUUAGCAGAAUCCCUGAGGACAUGGCCUCUGAGAAUAGCAGCUGCAUUUCCCAGACUCCCUUGCAGCUAGCAAGGUUGUGUGACUAAGCCCUGCCCAGUAGGCAUGGAAGUGAAGACUGUAAUGUCCAAGUAAUCCUUGGAAAGAAAAGAAUGUGCCCUUUACUUACCUUGUCCUGCUUCCCAGUGGCUGGAUGUGGAGGAGGUGGAGAGCAGUUAUGAGUCUGGGAAAGAACGGGGCACUCAAAGAGCCACACACAUCUGGGCCUGGGCAAUGUGGAUCCUCCUUACCACCCACCAGGCCAGAUUUACAGGAGAGAGAAAUCCACUCCACUCUUCCUUAAGCCACUGUUAUUCUGAUCUCUGUUAAGGUCGCAGAAUCAAUGCCCUUACUGGUACACCUACCUUCAGUUAUAGGACUGAACCUAAAGGCAUGACAUUUCCAUACUUGUUACAAGCACACACCAAUUCUGCCCUUGUCACUUCUGUGCUCACUCUUGUGGCUCUAUCCUCCUCCUGCCCUUCCACCUUCCACUCCUCCCUUGCACCCACCCUGCACACAUCUCCCUGAAAACACACAGGCACAUACCCUCAUAUACAUAGACACACAUACACACCUCAAUCGAGAAAGAACUUGCUUCGUACACGGCUGAGAUGGAGGAGAAAAAAAUGCCCCCUUCAGAAUGCAUACCAAGGGGAAGGUGCUGGGUCACUGUGGGAGCAGGGAGAGGUGCCCCCACUCCCUGAGAGCCAGGGGAAGGAGUGGCUGUGGGCAGAGAGGGAUACAUAGCACUGGGGUGGCAGGUCCUUUUGAGGUGAUGGGCUGGUUUUGUGAGUUGAAUUGUACCCCCCAAAAAGACAGUUGUACCUGUCUUUUUGGGGGGCGCAACUUCUGUGCCCCCCAAUUUUGGGGGGUACAACUUCUGUGCCCAAGAGUGAGCACAGAAGUGACAAGGGCAGAAUCGUUGUGUGCUUGUGACAAGUAUGGAAAUGUCGUGCCUUUAGGUUCAGCCCUAUAAGGUAGGUGUAUCAGCAAGGUGUAUCAAUGUGACCUAAUUGGGAAAUAGAGUCUUUGCAGAUGAUCUAGUUGAGAUGAGGUCAUUGGGGUGGGCCCUCACCCAAUAUGACUGGAGUCCUUAUCAGAAGAGGGAAAUUCAGACACAGACGCAUAGGGAGGACACCAUGCCGUGACAGAGGCAGUGGGUGCAGUGACACAGCUGCAAACCAAGGAAGGCCAAGGAUGGAUGCACAUCCCCAUCCCAAGAAGCCGGGAAGAAGCCAGGAAGGCUCCUCUCCCACAGGUUUCAGAGGAAGCACAGCCCUGCUUGAAUUCAAACUUCUGGCCUCCGGAACUGUGAGUCAGUGAGUACCUGUUGUUGAAGCCACCCAGCUUGGGAUACUCUGUCAGCCUACUGCCAAACAGUAUUGGGAUACUAUAGUGAGUCCAUGCAGCACCUCUCACCCACUCAGAGACGGAGCUGCUCUGCCUUCCAGUGGGGCACCCGGAGGGGCUGCCCCAGCAGAUAGAGAGGACCUCCAUUCUGCCAUCUGCCUUGAGAGGGUCUCCAGCUGCCAUCUGUAGCAUCAGAGUCCUCUGCAGUGCGACAUCCUGAAAGCUCAGCUGCCUGGGCAUUCCUGAAGAGUAUGGAAUAUUUAAAUGAAACAUAUUUUUUUUAAACCUAAGAUAAAAGCAGCCCGUGUGCAUCUUGGGCCAUCCUCAAAAGACUUGGUCUUGUGAGGUUCUAGUCCUUGUUUCACAUAAUAAACACUGGCAUGGCUCAGCCCCUGAGUUACCACAGUCCUUGAGAUGAGUGGUUCUUUGGGUUACAAAGUCCUCUGAACGUCUAGUGAGAGCUGUGAUCUUUGCCCCACCCGAAUAAUGCAUAUGGACACCACACCUUGCCUACCGUUUCCAGGGUUCAUGAUCAGUAGCAGCCCAGCUAUGCCUGCCGCGUCUCACGGCCCCUGUGUAAGCCAGACCCUUCUUAGGCAGUUGCAUAUUCCCAGACUGAGGCAGGGCAGGUUUGCAGAGAGAGACCCAGAGUGCACGUGACCCACAGUGUGAUCCCUGGCGCGCACUGACUUUGAUAUUCCAGGCACACGGACUGGCUUUUUAUCACCACUUCAUUUUCCCCACUAAGAUUCCUGUGCCUUUUAAGGCAGAGGGAGAGCCCUGUGGCUUUAGUCUUCCCAGGCCUUAAAGGGCCCUUGUCUUCACUUACAAACCUCUUAUCUCUUCCUCUCCUUCCUCUUCAUUUUAAAGGAGGAGAGGGAAAAGUAACCGGGAGACAAAUUGAGCCACAUAUUUUCAGACACUUGUUACCAUAUUUUAAAAUUUGGCUUCGCAUACACAGAGUCUUUGCUAUGCACCAUGUACUGUUCUAAGCUUCUUAAAAAUAGAAUCUCAAUUAUUAUUUUGCACGCAAUACUCUAUGCAUUCAUUAGCUAGGACAACAAUGCAUUUGCAGUAUUGAGAUUUCAU